Molecule: messenger RNA, 1275 nt
Organism: Chara braunii
Lineage: Eukaryota; Viridiplantae; Streptophyta; Charophyceae; Charales; Characeae
Source: the annotation of a GenBank genome assembly
GGGUAGCGCUAGUCGUAGAUUGAUAUGUGGAACCGUGUGAGUGGCGCAGUUAGUUGGGCAAGAGAUGAGUUCAGUGGGGAAGUUACAACAUCGAGCUCAAGAAUGGCUUAUCACACUAGACAAGGGAUGCAAGCAGCUGCGGGCGAUAGUGAGGAUGAUCAUGUUGUGGCAAGAGGAGGCGAAGAUCGAUGGGGGGGGGAUCUCUAUGGAGCAGUGGCUAGCAGACGUCAUGUGGGAGCUGGAGGAGGGGUUAGAUCCCUGACUUGAGGCCUACAGCGACUGGAGAAGGGUGAAUGAUAAGAUUGGUGUUUGUAAUGCCCUCUUUAUAAUGACCGGCAACCUUCGCAACCAACUAGAGGCUCGGCAGGGUACGAGAAGGAUGGGUGACAAGGGCGACAUGGAUGACUGGGUGGAGGGCAGAUUGGAUGAAGGCAAAGAUAAUCGCGACGACAACACCGACAACACCGACAACACCAAGGACAACAACAACAACAACAAUAUCAAUUAUAUCGGCAUCAACGGCAUCAACGACACCAACAACAGCAACAACAACAACAACAGCAACAACAACAACAACAACAACAACAACAACAACGACGACGACGACGACAACAGUGAUGACCACGACAACAACGGGGCAAACAACAACAACAACAAGAAUGACUGCGACGGCCACGACAACGGCGAGAUGGAGAGCGACAUAGAUGACUGGGUGGAGGGCGGAUUGGAUGAAGGCGAAGAUAAUCGCGGUGAUGACAAUUGCGGUGACAAUACCGACAACACUAAGGACAACAACAAUAACAACAAUAUUAAUAAUAUCAGCAUCAACGACAUCAACAACGACAACAAUAACAACGACAACAACGGCGACGGCAACAGUGAUGACAACGCCAACAACGGGGCAAACAACAACAACAACGACUGUGACGACCACGACAACGGCGGGGUGGAGAGCGAUGUCCGCGCAUCUGAGUUUAUCAUCCGCAGGAUGGGUGAGAUGUCGCGAGUGGACGUGGAGGGGACUGAGGUUGUCCUCGGUAGGAGCAGGGUUGAGUGCGACGCAUCUCAGAUCAUCAUCAGCAUGAUGGGAAAGAUGCCGCAAGCGGGCGUGUGGGCAUUGGGGAUGACAACAACAACGAUGAGGGCAACCGCAACGAUGACGGCGGCAACGAUUACCAUGGCAACAGCGGGGCAGUGAGCAUCAGCCGAAAGGGAGAGAGGGUGCAUGCUGACGUGGUGGGGAUCGGGGUUGACACGGAUAAGAAGCUUACCGUU